Torulaspora delbrueckii is the source of this 1536-nucleotide messenger RNA. It is a transcript of the gene PHO2, whose product is annotated as Pho2p. The coding region runs from base 1 to 1536 and encodes 511 amino acids. Gene Ontology annotation, biological process: cell differentiation; regulation of transcription by RNA polymerase II. Lineage: Eukaryota; Fungi; Ascomycota; Saccharomycetes; Saccharomycetales; Saccharomycetaceae. Gene Ontology annotation, molecular function: DNA-binding transcription factor activity, RNA polymerase II-specific; RNA polymerase II cis-regulatory region sequence-specific DNA binding. The record is from RefSeq and is a predicted model, not a curated record. The transcript has a single exon.
AUGAGUGAUUUCCACCAUUACGACGAUAAUUUUGCUUCGCAUUUCAAUUCAGAGGAGUUUGGCUUGUUAUCUCCUGAACAGCAAGAACAACACUUACACAGAGAGGGCAAUUCAGAACGUACCAGGUCCGUGUCCAUGAAUGGCGAGAAUGAUAUAACAAAUGGUGGAAUUAUACCGGAGGGUUCCUACGACGAAGGCCACAACGAUAGUAGUAGGGAAGUGGGCACAUCGGCCGCCAAUGGGAGUCCAAACCUGGAUAAUAAGAAGGGUUCGAAACCAAAAAGGACGAGAGCCACUGGAGAAGCUUUGGACUUUUUAAAGAAGGAGUUUGAAGCUAAUCCCAAUCCAACUUCACAACGUAGAAAGAAGAUUUCGGAGUUGACUGGUCUACCAGAGAAAAAUGUAAGGAUAUGGUUCCAAAAUAGAAGAGCUAAACUACGGAAAAGUGGCCAAGCCAAGGGUGGAAUGGGCGAAUUAGCUGAUACUGCCACUGGUAUGAUGACUUAUGAUGCAUCAGAGGAAUGUCCUGCAUACUUCGAUAAGAUUCCUCUGAAUAUCAACAACAAUUACUAUUUUAUAGAUAUCUGUUCCAUUACAGUGGGUAGUUGGAACAGAAUGAAAAGUGGAGCAUUAAGGAGAGAGAACCUACCUACGAUAAGGGAUUUAUCCAAUUUAUCACCGAUCUCAAUCAACCAAAUUAUGUCAAAUGCGACUGAUAUGAUGGUUUUAAUUUCAAAGAAAAACUUCGAGAUCAAUUAUUUUUUCAGUGCGAUGGCCAAUAACACCAAGAUCUUGUUUCGGAUUUUCUUUGCAAUAAAUUCAGUGGUAAACUGUUCCCUUACGUUGGAGGCGAGUGAUAUAAUGGAUUCUGGAUCACGUAAGGAGAAUGAUGAUGAACACGAAUCAAACGAUGAUCUUGGAAAUAGAGGUGGCAAUGGGGAUGAUGGAUCCAGUGAUAACGGGGCCGGAAGUAUUGGAGAGCUGAAAGUGACAGUAUCGAGACCGCCUAAUUUUGCCGUUUAUUUCCUAGAUAGUACGGACCAAGGUAUCAAUAAUCAAUGGUCUAUUUGCGAGGAUUUUUCAGAAGGUAGGCAGGUUAAUGACGCUUUCAUUGGAGGCUCCAACAUGCCGCAUUCCUUGAAAGGCUCACAAAGUUCUUUGAAAUUUAUGAAUUCCCUAAUCGUGGAUUAUAACAGCACAAACCAAAUUCUACCGCCACCACCAAUGAACUCACAAAAUCAAGGAAUAGUAGAGCCACAGCCAGUUACACUACAACCUCCAUCUCAGACAUUUUUCGAUCAAUACGACGCUGCAAAUGAUAUACUCAGCCUAAACAGAGAUACGUCUGGUAUCAACGUAGGGGCUAAUCGCGAUACCACACACAUGAAUGACGACAAGGUUGAUUCCGAUACACAUAAUGAUAAUGGUACUCAUACAGCAAACCUGCUGUCGUUACCUCAGGAUUCUCAAAUACCGAAUAUACCGGAUUUUUUCAAAAAUCCAUCCGAAUUGCACGAUGAGCACAGAUGGCUUUAA